This is a messenger RNA of Mesocestoides corti, 675 nucleotides long. Lineage: Eukaryota; Metazoa; Platyhelminthes; Cestoda; Cyclophyllidea; Mesocestoididae. The record is from the annotation of a GenBank genome assembly.
AUGAUGGUGGACGGUCCGCGACGCAAGAACGCCACUCGGGAGACCACGGCGACGCUGAAGGCGUGGCUGCAGGACCACGUGACCAACCCCUACCCCACGAAGAGUGAGAAGAUCAUGCUGGCGAUCAUCACGAAGAUGACCUUCAACCAGGUUUCGACCUGGUUCGCGAACGCACGACGGCGUCUUAAAAAGGAGAAUAAAAUGACCUGGUCACCGAAAACCGGCUCCUCAGAGACUCGCCCCAAAGUCCCAGAACUCGUGCCUCCUGAAACCGACUGCUCCGAGGACGAGAGCUCCAACGGACUCGCAGACGGCGACGACGACAGCAGCCUUGAAAGGAAGCGUCCACACGUAGACGAGGUGGACAGCGAAGAGCCAUAUCCCAAACGCCCCGUCCUCCUCAGCCCAUCACACAUCGACUGCUUCGAUCACCGAGCUAGCGUUCCUUCCCUUGCACCGCUUCACCCUCCGUCGUCAUCUGACUGGUCGAGUGAGAUGUCCAGCUGUGGAGACUCCGACUUGCGGCCACCACCACCACCACCGCCACCACCUCCGCCCGUGUAUAACGCCACAGCCUACCACUCCCAGCCGCACCUCGGGCUACCUCACUUCGGGUACCCUGUCUACAACCAGAACUAUAACCAAAACCAUCAACCAAUCCACCACGAGUACUGA